Patella vulgata (common limpet) is the source of this 4516-nucleotide messenger RNA. Its product is annotated as lipoma-preferred partner homolog. NCBI's taxonomy places the organism in Eukaryota, Metazoa, Mollusca, Gastropoda, Patellidae. Gene Ontology annotation, cellular component: stress fiber; focal adhesion. The record is from RefSeq and is a predicted model, not a curated record. The transcript is spliced from 9 exons. Bases 173 to 1390 code for a protein of 405 amino acids. Gene Ontology annotation, biological process: cell-cell adhesion.
GCAAACAGGAUUUGACGUAAGAGCACUUGUCACUUCCAUACAUGGAGGGAUGUAGGCCAAAUUUAUUGUGAUAAGUAUUUCGAGUCUUAACAAAAUUGGGUCGUCUGCUACACCAUUCAAGCGUACAGGUGUGAAUAUUCCAACCUGUAAUUACUCCACAUCAGAAUAGGCCAUGUCAUAUCGUGGAAUAGAAAGGGAUUUUUCCCAGAUGCAUGUGUCUGAACACCAUGGACAGAAAUUUCCGCCAACAGUAGCUCCAAAACCUAAAGUGUUUAAUGCAGCACCAGCUCCAUACAGACCAGGUGAUGGUUAUAAGAAAGUCAAGUUUGGUGCCACUGAAGAUUAUCCGCUUCCUCCUCCUCCUGAACAAUUUCAUGGUUACUCUUACCAAGACCAUCAGGAUUUCCCUCCCCCACCCCCUCCUCCCCCACCGGCAACAUCCCAUGGUUAUGAGCAGGUGCGUGCAAAGACAGCUUACAUCGUCAAUUCAGAUUAUGACCGAUCUAACUAUAGUCCCAGUCAACCUUCCUUCAGUAGAGAUGGUAGAAAUUCACCUUACACACCCAAUCAAUCCAGUAAUUAUAUGAACAUUAACAUGGCUUCCAAUCGGGCUGGACGACCACGAUCUGGGGAAUUUAGACAAGAACGUCCACUGCCCGGUCCUCCCAUACCUAUCAUCACAACAACUGCUCCAGAAUCGCCCAAAGAAGAAAAAGAAGCUGAAGUGGAUGCUUUGACCAAUCUUUUAAUGCAGAGUAUUGAGUCAUCAGCCGAGCCCGAUUUUUAUGGUGUAUGUGGUAAAUGUAAUAUGAAUGUAUUAGGUGAAUCUAAUGGAUGUACAGCUAUGGAUCAGAUUUAUCAUAUUGGAUGUUUUGUAUGUGUUAGUUGUGGCUGUGGUUUACAGGGAAAAUCAUUCUUCCAAAUGGAAAAUAAACCAUAUUGUGAAUCAUGCUAUAUGAAUACUCUUGAGAAAUGUUCUGUUUGUUCUAAAGCUAUUACAGAUAGGUUGUUACGAGCUACUGGUAGACCUUAUCACCCAGCUUGUUUUACUUGUGUGGUGUGUGGUAUAAGUUUAGAUGGUAUACCAUUUACAGUUGAUGCUACCAAUCAAAUACACUGUAUUAAAGAUUUUCAUAAUAAAUUUGCACCACGAUGUUGUUCAUGUAAUGAACCUAUUAUGCCCGAGGCUGGUCAAGAUGAAACUGUUAGAAUUGUAGCCAUGGAUAAAAGUUUUCACGUUUCAUGUUAUAGAUGUGAAGAUUGUGGAAUGCAAUUAUCAUCAGAGGCAGAAGGUAGAGGGUGUUAUCCGUUAGAUGAUCAUAUUUUAUGUAAAAACUGUAAUGCCAAAAGAAUACAAGCCAUGAGUAGCAAGAUGGCUACAGAACUGUAAAGUGAGAUACAACAUUACACAAAUACCUGUAGAAUGAGAAAACAAAGCAUUUGAUUAAUCAAAAAUUGAUAAAUAUAUAUGUGCUUAGAUUUGUACUUUUGGAUCUGAGUAACUGUAGAAUUGUACUAUUUACAAAGUAUGUUCAUGGUUGUAGCAGUAAUAUAUAUGGCUAUAAUGUAUUGCUUAUGCUAAUGUAAGUUUUUAAUAUUUGUAUCAAAAUAUUCUUUAUACACCCUACUCAGAAGUUUUAAAUUCUCACUAGAAAUUUAUUUUAGCAGUGUUUUGUUAACAAUCUAGGUAUAACAUUUAAUUCAUUUUUGUAUCAAAAUUUAUAUUUUGUAUAUUGUAUUCAUUGACUUGUAGAUUUAUUUUUAUAUUUUAUGUAGUUUUUUGACAAUUUCCUCCAAAAUAUCACAAUUUUAUUUUACCCAAUAGUAUUUUAUUUGCAGCACAAUAAAAUAAAUUCACUGACUGCAAUGUCAAAGCACUAUUUGUUUUAUUAGAUAACUUGUGGACAAGAAAGAAUGUGAAAUUAUAUAUAUUGUGUAAAAGACAUAGCAUAAGUUAAACCUAUUAUACCAUAAUACAUGGUUUACAAGGUUGUUAAAUAUUUUAUGCAUAUUCAUUAAUAAAGAUAGAUUUAUUGUUUAAGGCUGUGUUGAAUUGAUUCCUUGUUUCUCCUACCACUAUUGCAAUCAUGUGUGGUAGUGCUUUAAACACAACACAAAAUGGGUUUCAAAACACAAAAUGGUCUAGCAAAAUAUCUAUAGUCUGAGGGUUGUGUACCUUUUUUUAAUAUUAUAAAUAAUCUACUUAUAUUAUUGGUUAGAAGAAUAAAAACACAGAUAAUAUUUAAAUGAAUAAAUUUAAUAACAAACUAAAAUUUUGUAACAAGUGGCUUCUUGUUUAACUUUUUAAAAUAUGAAAUAACCAUAUUUUGAUAGAAAUUUUUUGUAUUCUUGUGUUACAAUACAAUGAAAACAUUUCAGUUAGACGAAAUUUGAUUCGCUUGCUGAGUUAUACAUAGUUUCGACAAUAUCAUCGAACGUGAAAGUGCUGGGAAUACCCACAGAGUGCAGUCGAGAUAGGUAAAUUCGCUUACUGGUAAUUUAUUGAUCUUCAAGGAAAUAAUAGUGGUCCCGUUCGUUCGUUUAUGGAGUUUAACGAACAAACGAAUGAAUGGGAGCACUAUUAUUUACUUGAAGAUUAAUAAAUUACUGGUACACAAAUUUAAUAAAUUACUGGUACACGAAUUUACCUAUGUCCCUGCAUUGCCAGCCAUUUUGUAAGGCGUGUGUAAUUUAGUACACAAGAUAUGAGUGGACAAUACAUGAAUAAUAAUGUGUUAUAAUUUUAGCCAAUGAACAUAUUGAUUAUUCAGGUUCACGGUUGAAUAUUAGCGACUGUCUUACAGUUUAUAAUAUGCUUUCCCAUUAGCCGAAAUGACCGCUACACGCGUCAUUUUGCAGAAUUCAUCGAAUCAAAUAACAGUGUAACUUUUUCCAGGGUAUGCGGGCCCCUACAUGUGUAUUAUCAACAUCUUUAGUUCGUAACGAGGGAUAAACAACGAGAAUUGACUUCUCAUGUUUGGUAGAAUUUUAUUUAGAUGUUAUUAAUGUAAUUUUUUGAAUAUUUUUUUUGUGUUAAAAUGGUAAGUGCACGGGCGAGGAGAAACAAGGAAUCAAUUCAACACGGCCUAAUAUAGGAAAGUUAUACAUUAAAUUAAGUCCCACACACAGAUAUAUAUAUAUAUAUAUAUAUAUAUAUAUAUAUAUAUAUAUAUUAAACCUGUAGAUGUUGAUCUAUUAAACUAUACACUCUCAUAUUUGUUGAUAAUAAAACUAUAUAAUAGACAGGUGGUUAAUAAAACUUACUUAGAACAGUAGAUACAAUAACCUUGGAAUUGAAUUUUUAUAAUUUAAGUAAAUUUUCUUAACCUCCAUAAAUCAUAUUUAUAAAAGUGCAAUUACCAGUAAAAAUGUAUAUUUUGAAAAACCUAUUUAAUAUAUGUAUUUAAUUUACUAACCAAGAAUGUUAAAUCCAUAUGUAUUAUGUAGUAUUUUAAUUUUGGAGAAAUAGAGAUUCUCCUACCAGUCUUUUUUGAUAUCAGAAAAGACGAGUAGGAGAUUUUAUUUUUAUCUGUAGUGCUCAGUGAAAUAUAUAGUUGUUUCUAUAUUUGUAAUAUUUAAUAUCCAACAAUCAUGAAACAUAGCUCAUGAAAAAGAUAACUAUUUGUUACAUUAUUAACCCAAUGAAGGCAAUUCUGACCAAUGUGAGAUUGAAGAUUAGAUCGGAAUCUAAGAGUUCCAUCACUUUUGAAAUAAGUUGGAACAUACUUCUAAGAAUGUUUGCUGAAUUGUGAUACAAAUAAUUUGAUUAAUCGGUGCUGACAUCGAAACAAGAGUUACGAUAGUGUGUUGUAUUGUUACUUAUUAACUUUCACUGACAAACUAUAUUUUAAUUAUUAUCUGGUAGAAUGCUCUACACAGUGUGCUGUAAUUAUUGUAUUCUUGUAUUACAUCAAUACUUUUUUUUUCUAUUGUCAGUUUUAAAGAAUUAUUACACAACAGAGUACAUGGUUUUUCUGCUUUUAGUUUCUUUUCACUUUUAGACAAAUUCUUUUAUUUAUUGAUUUUUAAUCAAAUUAUUUCCAAAUAAAAUGUUUUGUUACUUUUUUUUAUUACUUGACCUGGGGGUUAAUGUAAAUUAUUGAUUAAUCACUUUUUUUUAUUUUUGUGGAGCAAUGAUGUUAAGUAGUUUCCAGACCACUUACUUUAUUAUGAUUGAAUAUUAUAUUCAGUUUUAAUGAUUCCACCCAAUUUUGAGCAAUUUAUUUAAAAUUGUAUGGGUUUUUUUUUUUCAUUUUGUCUUUAUUCUGAUUUUCUACACUGAAUCGGGUCGAACAUGUAAUCUAAGUUGGGAAUGUUCAGAUGGCAGACAUCGACUGCAUUAUUGCAUGAGACUUCAGUGAGUUUAUCAGUACAUCAUUGCAAAAUGUCAUGGGAGUUUGAAAAAACCUGAAUAGAAAAAAAAUUUUUUUGUUAGGUUUAGAGUCUAGAAUAUACAGAAGUAAUAUGUAAUUAAAUAAGCAUUACGUAAGAUUUAGAUAAAAAGCUAGCCAUUAUU